Molecule: messenger RNA, 1803 nt
Organism: Rasamsonia emersonii CBS 393.64
Lineage: Eukaryota; Fungi; Ascomycota; Eurotiomycetes; Eurotiales; Trichocomaceae
Exons: 8
Coding region: 1-1803 (600 amino acids)
Molecular function (GO): flavin adenine dinucleotide binding; N,N-dimethylaniline monooxygenase activity; NADP binding
Source: RefSeq, a predicted model, not a curated record
AUGGCACCUUCAACGCUCUCAGGGCCUGGAAGCAAGCAAACGCAAACACAGAAGUCCGAAGCCAAACUCGGAUUCUCCCUCCCGGACUUCGAAUCUCUUCCGGACAAGUACGGCUGGCCCCGCGAAAACGAGCAUGGAUAUAGGAUCAAGGAGCAACUGUGCGGGACAGAGCGACCGCUUCGCGUCAUCCAUGCCGGUGCCGGUGCGUCGGGGAUCUGUCUGGCCAAGUUCUUGCCCGAGAGAUUGAGGAAUGUCUCGCUCGUUUGCUAUGAGAAGAACUCUGACGUUGGCGGGACAUGGCUGGAAAACAGGUAUCCGGGUUGUGCUUGCGAUAUUCCCUCUGUUGACUAUCAGUUCACCUGGGCUCGCAAUCCCAAUUGGUCCCAUUUCUACUCCAGCGCUCCAGAGAUCUGGCAGUAUUUCAGAGAUCUGGUCGACCGCUUUGACCUGAUGAGAUAUUUCAAACUCAGCCAUGAAAUUAUAGGCGCUUACUGGGAUAGCCGUCGCGGAGUAUGGGACAUUCACGUGAAAAAUCUCGUCAGUGGGGAGACUUUUAUUGACAACGCAGAAGUCUUUAUUAAUGGAGGUGGAGUUCUGAAUCACUGGAAAUGGCCUGAUAUUGAAGGCCUUUCGGACUUUGAGGGCACCUUAUGCCAUACUGCGAGAUAUGAUGAAAACACCGUGCUUGAUGGGAAGCGAGUUGCGGUCAUUGGCACUGGAAGCAGUGGUGUGCAAGUCAUUGCCAAUAUCGCUUCCAAGGUCUCCAGGCUCUACACAUGGAUUCGAUCACCGACUUGGAUCACCCCAGGGUUUGCUCAGAAAUACGCGGGACCGGAUGGAGCAAAUUUUGCAUACACCGAGGAGCAGAAAACCUUCUGGGCAGAGAACUAUCUGGAGUACCUGAAGUACUGCAAGGAGAUCGAGAACGAGCUUAAUCAGCGGUUCAAGUUUAUCCUGAACGGGACUCCGGAAGCAGAGGCGGCAAAGCGAUUUUCGACGAACGAAAUGAAACGAAAGCUGGCCGGGAGGGAGGAUUUGAUAGAAAAGAUGAUUCCAACGACGUUUGGAGUCGGUUGUAGGCGUCCAACGCCUGGAAACGGAUUUCUCGAAGCGCUUACCAUGCCCCAUGUGACGACCUAUACCGAAGAGAUCAAGAAAAUCACGGCCAAGGGGUUUAUGGACCAGGCCGGCGUGGAACAUGAAGUCGACGUGAUUAUCUGCGCAACAGGCUUCAAUACCUCUUGGGUCCCUCGGUUCCCGAUCGAAGCAAACGGCAAGAAUGUUCAGGAUCUGCAUGCCGGCAAACCCCUUUCCUAUCUCUCCGUUGGUGUUCCGGACAUUCCGAAUUACUUCACAGUCCUGGGGCCAUAUGGCCCCCUGGGCCAUGGUUCGAUCCUCCCGCUGAUUGAACGCCUUCUGUCGAAUUUUAUCCGCAUUAUCCAGAAGAUGCAGGUGGAGAACAUCAAGUCCCUUGCUCCCAAACGCGAGGUCUGCGAGAAGUUCGCCGAGCACGCCGAUCUGUUCCUGAAGCGUACCGCAUGGUCUUCGGGCUGCAGCAGCUGGUUCAAGCAGGGUCGAAAGGACGGUCCCUUGACGAUGUGGCCCGGCUCACGGCUGCUGUUUCUCGAGGUGCACAAGGAGCCCCGCUACGAGGACUACAAUAUCGAGUAUCUCGACGGAAAUCCCUUUGGGUUUCUGGGGAACGGGUUUACGGUGAGAGAGUACGAUGGCAGCGCCUUGUCUUACUACCUGGGCACGGCGGAAAACCCCGGAGCAUUGAUGCCACUGGCCGGAAAUCCUUGA